AUGCCGAGAAAGGCUCGGUCCGAGCCUUUCUCAGCAUUCGUUCGACAGCAAACACAACUGAACCAAAACUAUUCGUGUACCAGCUACGUUUUUGAUCAUCUGAAAAUCAUGUCUACCGACUUCAAUUACACCCGAGCUAUUGUAAGCGGAGUCCCAAGCUCUCUCCCAGCAAAUGCUCAGUCCAUGACUAAACCAAGCGAACCGGUAAACUUAGAAAAAGCUAGACAACAACAUAGCGCCUACAAAGCCACACUGAAACAACUCGGACUCCAAGUGAUCGAAAUCCCCCCGAAUGAAGACCUCCCGGAUUGUGUAUUUGUAGAAGAUGCUGCAGUUUGUGUUGACAACAACGCCUUGAUUUGCAACCUAGGGCACGAGUCUAGAAGGGGCGAGGCUGCCGCGAUGAAGGAGGUGUUGAAAAAGCUGGGUUUUGACCUCGUUGAAAUGAAAGAGCCCGCAAGGCUAGACGGGGGGGAUGUCCUAUUCACUGGAAAGGAAUUCUUUGUGGGUAUCUCAAAAAGAAGCAAUAAAGAAGGGGCUGAAACCCUGGCUAAAGCAUUUCCUUCACUUCCAGUAUCUACAAUCAAUGUUAAAGGGCAUUUGCAUUUAAAAUCGACGAUGACCAUGCUAGCGCCAGACACUAUCGUUACCAGUGACGACGAGACAGCAUUAGCCGCCUGGAAUGAGUUGGUGUCAAAAGCAAAAUACCAGUACAAGAGAGUUGUGGUACCAGAAAGCUUUGCAGCAAAUUGUCUGUUUAUUAAUGGCACUGUGGUGCAUCGACCAGAGAAAGAAAUACCUAAAAGUUAUCCAAUUUACAAGGGGUUGAAAGACCCUAAGGUUGAAAUGGAGAUCUCAGAGUUUCACAAAGUUGAUGGGUGCCUGACUUGUCGUUCUAUUUUACUCAAGUAGGGACUUGGACAGGGACAUUAGCUGUGUAUUUUGAUUUCUAUUUUUUUUUUUUUUUUUUUUUUAUAAAUACAAAAUGGUUAGAAAAUUUCAGAAAACAUGUAUUAAGGCUAGAAAAUUUCAGAAAAAAUGUAUAAAAAAAUUCAAAUUCAUCUCCCAGCUAUUGGUGCCCCCCCCCCCAUGUAUGCUGUAUCAACCCCUUCUUCUUUUUUCCUUAGGAUCUUGAAACUCUUCUCCUGAUGUCCUGACUACACCCCUGACAUUUUCUUCCUAAAGAUCUUAAAACUCUCCUUAUGGAAAUCAUUGGCUUCACCUCUGAUUCCAAAGUCUCAUUUAGAGCACUGAAUAGCCAGUCCUUUUGUAACUUAUCUCUGCAGUUCCAUCUCAAAUCCUGACAACUUCAGCCACUGAUUUACUGAUGAUAUGUGAGACUGAGGCAUCCGUGUGGCUGCUGUCAGGUUGGAUAAGAAUCCGUGCAUAUGUCCCUCCAACUUGUCCUUUUGCCAACCUUCCCGGGUUGACACACAGAGAUCCCAAAAUAUUCUAAGAUUGAAAUAAAUGAUUUGACAUUGAGAAGUCACCCAAAGCAAAAGAAACAACAAGAUGGUUGUCUUCCUUCAAUCAUACCUUUGUAAAAUAGCGUAAAUCAGAUGGUAGGACCAGCAAAUCAGGACUGCAAGGAAGUGUGCCAUGAUGAGAGAGACGCUCAUAGUCAACAUUCACUUCCUCAUUUGGUGGGUUCAGAGGGUAGAAACUAAAAGACAAAAAGUCACAGGAAUUUGAAAUAGUUCUAAAUUUAGGAUGGCCCCUGGGAAUAUCUGGAUGUAGCAUUUGGUUUUGAUAAGGAUUACUGUAGGUUUGGUGACUAGUCAUUCAGAGUCAUCCUAUUCUAGACAUUACCUGUGCUGAUGGAGAAUGUGCUUCACCAGCCGUCCAAGCCGAUCUGAUGAGCCAGGAGGACUGGAAUAAAGUAUUGGGAUUACCAAACUGUAAUAAAGUUGAAAUGUUUUGAGACAUAAAACCCAUUGAGCUUA
Messenger RNA from Nematostella vectensis (starlet sea anemone), 1943 nucleotides. RefSeq names its product N(G),N(G)-dimethylarginine dimethylaminohydrolase 1. Gene Ontology annotation, molecular function: amino acid binding; dimethylargininase activity. The coding region runs from base 1 to 912 and encodes 303 amino acids. The record is from RefSeq and is a predicted model, not a curated record. NCBI's taxonomy places the organism in Eukaryota, Metazoa, Cnidaria, Anthozoa, Actiniaria, Edwardsiidae. Gene Ontology annotation, biological process: arginine metabolic process; positive regulation of nitric oxide biosynthetic process. The transcript has a single exon.